This is a messenger RNA of Knipowitschia caucasica, 9237 nucleotides long. The record is from the annotation of a GenBank genome assembly. Lineage: Eukaryota; Metazoa; Chordata; Actinopteri; Gobiiformes; Gobiidae.
AUGGACGCGUUGCGAUUCCAGGCAACCAAGGAUGACUCUGACACGAGGGAGGUGACCGCGGAGGAUAGCGAGGCUAACAUGGAAAACCAACUAGAGCUAGCUGAAGCUACGAAGGAGCUAACCACGGCUAAAGCUAUAAUGUGCUUGUCCAAUAAAAUGACAGAAAUGAAGGACGAAAUAAAACAAGAACUGGCGCAUUUCAAAACGGAGAUUAACCAGAAGCUUCUGAAUAUUACUGCGGAUAUUCGAAACCAAGGCACGCGUCUGGCGGAAUCUGAACAGCGUUUUGGUGAACUCGAAUCUGCGAACAAGGAUCUAAGAGACGCGCUCCUACACUCGGUCAAACAACAGAAAACCCUGAUGACAAAAAUGACUGACUUGGAGGGCCGAUCCAGACGAAAUAACCUCCGUGUAAAUAACAUCAGUGAGAAUGCAGAAGACCACACUGGGGCCUCACUCAGACCACACUGGGGCCUCACACUGGGGCCUCACUCAGACCACACUGGGCCUCACUCAGACCACACUGGGCCUCACUCCGACCACACUGGGGCCUCACUCAGACCACACUGGGGCCUCACACUGGGGCCUCACUCAGACCACACUGGGACCUCACUCAGACCACACUGGACCUCACUCAGACCACACUGGGGCCUCACUCAGACCACACUGGGGCCUCACUCAGACCACACUGGGCCUCACUCAGACCACACUGGGCCUCACUCAGACCACACUGGGGCCUCACACUGGGCCUCACUCAGACCACACUGGGGCCUCACUCAGACCACACUGGGCCUCACUCAGACCACACUGGGGCCUCACUCAGACCACACUGGGCCUCACUCAGACCACACUGGGCCUCACUCAGACCACACUGGGGCCUCACUCAGACCACACUGGGGCCUCACUCAGACCACACUGGGGCCUCACACUGGGGCCUCACUCAGACCACACUGGGACCUCACUCAGACCACACUGGACCUCACUCAGACCACACUGGGCCUCACUCAGACCACACUGGGCCUCACUCAGACCACACUGGGGCCUCACUCAGACCACACUGGGCCUCACUCAGACCACACUGGGGCCUCACUCAGACCACACUGGGGCCUCACUCAGACCACACUGGGCCUCACUCAGACCACAUGGGGCCUCACUCAGACCACACUGGGGCCUCACUCAGACCACAUGGGCCUCACUCAGACCACACUGGGCCUCACUCAGACCACACUGGGGCCUCACUCAGACCACACUGGGGCCUCACUCAGACCACACUGGGCCUCACUGGGGCCUCACUCAGACCACACUGGGCCUCACUCAGACCACACUGGACCUCACUCAGACCACACUGGGGCCUCACUCAGACCACACUGGGCCUCACUCAGACCACACUGGGGCCUCACUCAGACCACACUGGGGCCUCACUCAGACCACACUGGGCCACACUUCACACACUGGGACCUCACUCAGACCACACUGGGCCUCACUCAGACCACACUGGGCCUCACUCAGACCACACUGGGCCUCACUCAGACCACACUGGGCCUCACUCAGACCACACUGGGGCCUCACUCAGACCACACUGGGGCCUCACUCAGACCACACUGGGGCCUCACUCAGACCACACUGGGGCCUCACUCAGACCACACUGGGGCCUCACUCAGACCACACUGGGGCCUCACUACCACACUGGGCCUCACUCAGACCACACUGGGGCCUCACUCAGACCACACUGGGGCCUCACUCAGACCACACUGGGGCCUCACACUGGGGCCUCACUCAGACCACACUGGGGCCUCACUCAGACCACACUGGGGCCUCACUCAGACCACACUGGGGCCUCACUCAGACCACACUGGGCCUCACUCAGACCACACUGGGCCUCACUCAGACCACACUGGGCCUCACUCAGACCACACUGGGCCUCACUCAGACCACACUGGGCCUCACUCAGACACUGGGCCUCACUCAGACCACACUGGGGCCUCACUCAGACCACACUGGGCCUCACUCAGACCACACUGGGGCUCACUCAGACCACACUGGGGCCUCACCAGACACACUGGGGCCUCACUCAGACCACACUGGGGCCUCACUCAGACCACACUGGGCCUCACUCAGACCACACUGGGCCUCACUCAGACCACACUGGGGCCUCACUCAGACCACACUGGGCCUCACUCAGGGACCACACUGGGCCUCUCAGACCACAUGGGCCUCACUCAGACCACACUGGGGCCUCACUCAGACCACACUGGGCCUCACUCAGACCACACUGGGCUCACUCAGACCACACUGGGGCCUCACUCAGACCACACUGGGGCCUCACUCAGACCACACUGGGCUCACUCAGACCACACUGGGCCUCACUCAGACCACACUGGGGCCUCACUCAGACCACACUGGGCCUCACUCAGACCACACUGGGGCCUCACUCAGACCACACUGGGGCCUCACACGGGGCCUCACUCAGACCACACUGGGCCACUCCCACACUGGGCCUCACUCAGACCACACUGGGCCUCCACUGGGCCUCACUCAGACCACACACUGGGGGCCUCACUCAGACCACACUGGGGCCUCACUCAGACCACACUGGGCCUCACUCAGACCACACUGGGCCUCACUCAGACCACACUGGGCCUCACUCAGACCACACUGGGCCUCACUCAGACCACACUGGGCCUCACUCAGACCACACUGGGCCUCACUCAGACCACACUGGGGCCUCACUCAGACCACACUGGGGCCUCACUCAGACCACACUGGGGCCUCACUCAGACCACACUGGGCCUCACUCAGACCACACUGGGGCCUCACUCAGACCACACUGGGCCUCACUCAGACCACACUGGGGCCUCACUCAGACCACACUGGGCCUCACUCAGACCACACUGGGGCCUCACUCAGACCACACUGGGGCCUCACACAUGGGGCCUCACUCAGACCACACUGGGCCUCACUCAGACCACACUGGGCCUCACUCAGACCAGCACUGGGGCCUCACUCAGACCACACUGGGCCUCACUCAGACCACACUGGGGCCUCACUCAGACCACACUGGGCCUCACUGGGGCCUCACUCAGACCACACUGGGGCCUCACUCAGACCACACUGGGGCCUCACUCAGACCACACUGGGGCCUCACUCAGACCACACUGGGCCUCACUCAGACCACACUGGGGCCUCACUCAGACCACACUGGGCCUCACUCAGACCACACUGGGGCCUCACUCAGACCACACUGGGGCUCACUCAGACCAACUGGGGCCUCACUCAGACCACACUGGGCCUCACUCAGACCACACUGGGGCCUCACUCAGACCACACUGGGGCCUCACUCAGACCACACUGGGCCUCACUCACCGACCACACUGGGGCCUCACUCAGACCACACUGGGGCCUCACUCAGACCACACUGGGCCUCACUCAGACCACACUGGGGCCUCACUCAGACCACACUGGGGCCUCACUCAGACCACACUGGGCCUCACUCAGACCACACUGGGCCUCACUCAGACCACACUGGGCCUCACUCAGACCACACUGGGGCCUCACUCAGACCACACUGGGGCCUCACUCAGACCACACUGGGGCCUCACUCAGACCACACUGGGCCUCACUCAGACCACACUGGGGCCUCACUCAGACCACACUGGGCCUCACUCAGACCACACUGGGGCCUCACUCAGACCACACUGGGCCUCACUCAGACCACACUGGGCCUCACUCAGACCACACUGGGCCUCACUCAGACCACACUGGGGCCUCACUCAGACCACAUGGGGCCUCACUCAGACCACACUGGGGCCUCACUCAGACCACACUGGGCCUCACUCAGACCACACUGGGGCUCACUCAGACCACACUGGGGCCUCACUCAGACCACACUGGGGCCUCACUCAGACCACACUGGGCCUCACUCAGACCACGGCCACUGGGGCCUCACUCAGACCACACUGGGCCUCACUCAGACCACACUGGGGCCUCACUCAGACCACACUGGGGCCUCACUCAGACCACACUGGGGCCUCACUCAGACCACACUGGGGCCUCACUCAGACCACACUGGGGCCUCACUCAGACCACACUGGGCCUCACUCAGACCACACUGGGCCUCACUCAGACCACACUGGGGCCUCACACUGGGGCCUCACUCAGACCACACUGGGGCCUCACUCAGACCACACUGGGCCUCACUCAGACCACACUGGGGCCUCACUCAGACCACACUGGGGCCUCACUCAGACCACACUGGGGCCUCACUCAGACCCACUGGGGCCUCACUCAGACCACACUGGGGCCUCACUCAGACCACACUGGGGCCUCACUCAGACCACACUGGGCCUCACACUGGGCCUCACUCAGACCAACUGGGGCCUCACUCAGACCACACUGGGCCUCACUCAGACCACACUGGGCCUCACUCAGACCACACUGGGCCACCGGCCUCACUCAGACCACACUGGGGCCUCACUCAGACCACACUGGGGCCUCACUCAGACCACACUGGGCCUCACUCAGACCACACUGGGGCCUCACUCAGACCACACUGGGGCCUCACUCACUGGGCCUCACUCAGACCACACUGGGGCCUCACUCACUGGGCCUCACUCAGGGCCUACCACACUGGGGCCUCACUCAGACCACACUGGGGCCUCACUCAGACCACACUGGGGCCUCACUCAGACCACACUGGGCUCACCAACAUGGGCCUCACUCAGACCACACUGGGGCCUCACUCAGGGGGCCUCACUCAGACCACACUGGGGCCUCCUGGGCCUCACUCAGACCACACUGGGGCCUCACUCAGACACACUGGGGCCUCACUCAGACCACACUGGGGCUCACUCACACUGGGCCUCACUCAGACCACACUGGGGCCUCCACUGGGCCUCACUCAGACCACACUGGGCCUCCCUCACUCAGCACACUGGGCCUCACUCAGACCACACUGGGCCUCACUCAGACCACACUGGGCUCACUCAGACCACACUGGGCCCUCCACACUGGGGCCUCACUCAGACCACACUGGGGCCUCACACUGGGGCCUCACUCAGACCACACUGGGCCUCACUCAGACCACACUGGGGCCUCACUCAGACCACACUGGGCCUCACUCAGACCACACUGGGGCCUCACUCAGACCACACUGGGGCCUCACUCAGACCACACUGGGGCCUCACUCAGACCACACUGGGGCCUCACACUGGGGCCCACUCAGACCACACUGGGGCCUCACUCACACACUGGGCCUCACUCAGACCACACUGGGCACUCACACUGGGGCCUCACUCAGACCACACUGGGCCUCCUCACACACUGGGCCUCACUCAGACCACACUGGGGCCUCACACUGGGCCUCACUCAGACCACACUGGGGCCUCACUCAGACCACACUGGGCCUCACACUGGGGCCUCACUCAGACCACACUGGGGCCUCACUCAGACCACACUGGGGCCUCACUCAGACCACACUGGGCCUCACCACACUGGGCCCACUGGGGCCCACACGGGCCUCACUCAGACCACACUGGGGCCUCACACUGGGGCUCACUCAGACCACACUGGGGCCUCACACUGGGCCUCACUCAGACCACACUGGGGCCUCACACUGGGCUCACUGACCACACUGGGGCCUCACUCAGACCACACUGGGGCCUCACUCAGACCACACUGGGCCUCACACUGGGGCCUCACUCAGACCACACUGGGGCCUCACUCAGACCACACUGGGCCUCACUCAGACCACACUGGGCCUCACUCAGACCACACUGGGGCCUCACUCAGACCACACUGGGGCCUCACUCAGACCACACUGGGCCUCACUCAGACCACACUGGGGCCUCACUCAGACCACACUGGGGCCUCACUCAGACCACACUGGGGCCUCACUCAGACCACACUGGGGCCUCACUCAGACCACACUGGGCCUCACUCAGACCACACUGGGCCUCACUCAGACCACACUGGGGCCUCACUCAGACCACACUGGGGCCUCACUCAGACCACACUGGGGCCUCACUCAGACCACACUGGGCCUCACUCAGACCACACUGGGGCCUCACUCAGACCACACUGGGCCUCACUCAGACCACACUGGGGCCUCACUCAGACCACACUGGGGCCUCACUCAGACCACACUGGGCCUCACUCAGACCACACUGGGGCCUCACUCAGACCACACUGGGGCCUCACUCAGACCACACUGGGCCUCACUCAGACCACACUGGGGCCUCACACUGGGGCCUCACUCAGACCACACUGGGGCCUCACUCAGACCACACUGGGGCCUCACACUGGGGCUCACACCCAGCCACACUGGGUCCUCACACACUGGGCCUCACACGGCUCACACACUGGGCCCCAGACCACACUGGGGCCUCACACUGGGCCUCACUCAGACCACACUGGGGCCUCACUCAGACCACACUGGGGCCUCACUCAGACCACACUGGGCCUCACACUGGGGCCUCACUCAGACCACACUGGGGCCUCACUCAGACCACACUGGGCCUCACUCAGACCACACUGGGCCUCACUCAGACCACACUGGGGCCUCACUCAGACACACUGGGGCCUCACUCAGACCACACUGGGCCUCACUCAGACCACACUGGGGCCUCACUCAGACCACACUGGGGCCUCACUCAGACCACACUGGGCCUCACUCAGACCACACUGGGGCCUCACUCAGACCACACUGGGCCUCACUCAGACCACACUGGGGCCUCACUCAGACCACACUGGGGCCUCACUCAGACCACACUGGGGCCUCACUCAGACCACACUGGGCCUCACCUGGGGCCUCACUCAGACCACACUGGGCCUCACAGACCAAUGGGCUCCUCAGACCACACUGGGGCCUCACUCAGACCACACUGGGCCUCACUCAGACCACACUGGGGCCUCACUCAGACCACACUGGGGCCUCACUCAGACCACACUGGGCCUCACUCAGACCACACUGGGGCCUCACUCAGACCACACUGGGCCUCACUCAGACCACACUGGGGCCUCACUCAGACCACACUGGGCCUCACUCAGACCACACUGGGGCCUCACUCAGACCACACUGGGCCUCACUCAGACCACACUGGGGCCUCACUCAGACCACACUGGGCCUCACUCAGACCACACUGGGGCCUCACUCAGACCACACUGGGGCCUCACUCAGACCACACUGGGGCCUCACUCAGACCACACUGGGCCUCACUCAGACCACACUGGGGCCUCACUCAGACCACACUGGGGCCUCACUCAGACCACACUGGGGCCUCACUCAGACCACACUGGGGCCUCACUCAGACCACACUGGGCCUCACUCAGACCACACUGGGCCUACUCACACACGGGCCUCACACUGGGCCUCACUCAGACCACACUGGGGCCUCACUCAGACCACACUGGGGCCUCACUCAGACCACACUGGGGCCUCACUCAGACCACACUGGGGGCCCUCACUCAGACCACACUGGGCCUCACUCAGACCACACUGGGCCUCACUCAGACCACACUGGGGCCUCACUCAGACCACACUGGGCCUCACUCAGACCACACUGGGGCCUCACUCAGACCACACUGGGCCUCACUCAGACCACACUGGGGCCUCACACUGGGCCUCACUCAGACCACACUGGGCCUCACUCAGACCACACUGGGGCCUCACUCAGACCACACUGGGGCCUCACUCAGACCACACUGGACCUCACUCAGACCACACUGGGCCUCACUCAGACCACACUGGGGCCUCACACCACACUGGGGCCUCACAUCAGACCACACUGGGGCCUCACUCAGACCACACUGGGCCUCACUCAGACCACACUGGGCCUCACUCAGACCACACUGGGCCUCACUCAGACCACACUGGGGCCUCACUCAGACCACACUGGGCCUCACUCAGACCACACUGGGCCUCACUCAGACCACACUGGGCCUCACUCAGACCACACUGGGGCCACUCAACCACACGGCCUCACUCAGACCACACUGGGGCCUCACUCAGACAAUGGGCCUCACUCAGACCACACUGGGGCCUCACUCAGACCACACUGGGGCCUCACUCAGACCACACUGGGGCCUCACUCAGACCACACUGGGGCCUCACUCAGACCACACUGGGGCCUCACACUGGGGCCUCACUCAGACCACACUGGGGCCUCACACUGGGCCUCACUCAGACCACACUGGGGCCUCACACUGGGGCCUCACUCAGACCACACUGGGCUCUCACACUGGGCCUCACUCAGACCACACUGGGGCCUCACACUGGGCCUCACUCAGACCACACUGGGGCCUCACUCAGACCACACUGGGCCUCACUCUGACCACACUGGGGCCUCACACUGGGGCAUCACUCAGACCACACUGGGCCUCACACUGGGGCCUCACUCAGACCACACUGGGGCCUCACACUGGGCCUCACUCAGACCACACUGGGGCCUCACUCAGACCACACUGGGGCCUCACACUGGGGCCUCACUCAGACCACACUGGGGCCUCACACUGGGCCUCACUCAGACCACACUGGGGCCUCACACUGGGGCCUCACUCAGACCACACUGGGCUCUCACACUGGGCCUCACCAGACCACACUGGGGCCUCACACUGGGCCUCACUCAGACCACACUGGGGCCUCACACUGGGGCCUCACUCAGACCACACUGGGCCUCACACUGGGGCCUCACUCAGACCACACUGGGCCUCACUCAGACCACACUGGGGCCUCACUCUGACCACACUGGGGCCUCACACUGGGGCAUCACUCAGACCACACUGGGGCCUCACACUGGGCCUCACUCAGACCACACUGGGGCCUCACUCAGACCACACUGGGCCUCACUCAGACUACACUGGGCCUCACUCAGACCACACUGGGCCUCACUCAGACCACACUGGGCCUCACUCAGACCACACUGGGGCCUCACUCAGACCACACUGGGGCCUCACUCAGACCACACUGGGGCCUCACUCAGACCACACUGGGCCUCACUCAGACCACACUGGGCCUCACUCAGACCACACUGGGGCCUCACUCAGACCACACUGGGCCUCACUCAGACCACACUGGGGCCUCACUCAGACCACACUGGGGCCUCACUCAGACCACACUGGGGCCUCACUCAGACCACACUGGGGCCUCACUCAGACCACACUGGGGCCUCACUCAGACCACACUGGGCCUCACUCAGACCACACUGUUUAGCAUUGUUGAUGAUUUUUAUUGAGUGCAGGUGA